AUGUUGUUGACACUUGUGUUAGUCAUACUGCCUCUAAGUUGUUUUUGUAUUAAAAUAGAGGGAAAUAAGGCUGGAAAGGACUCACCAACCCUACCACCAUCCCCACCCAAUUAUCGGAUAUCCAAGCCAGAGCUUAAGAAGCCGUUGCAACGAGUGCCUCCCCAUCUGCAGGAUAUCCGGCCAGGCUAUGUGGAUGACGAUGCUGGAGAUGUGAUACGCAUUAUAGAGCCUCCGCAGCACUUCCAGCAACUAAAGAAAUUGCGACAAAGGCAGCCCCAGCUACGUCCAGAAGCAGCAGCAUUGGUUUGGGAGCAGCCCCGUAAACUGAGUAGUAAUCGAUUCCCUCCAUCCCAGCCAACUAAAACUGUAGACGGAGAUCUUCUCACACAAGAAACUCAAAAUAGUUUACAACUUCCCAUGGAAAUUUUAGCUUCAGUACGAAAAACUGAACGCCUGCUGCAGCGUCAACAUCAGAAAUUGCCACCUUUGGUGCGUCAGCGGCACAUACAACGCCAGACGCAUACAUUAAUAGCCCAGAAAUCAUUGCAAAAUCAGAUCUAUCAGCGCGGUCAGCACCAGAGACUAAAGGCUGUUCUCAGUCAGAGUCAAGCGCUGGACCACAAGCGCAGCAAGCGUGUGAAAAGAGAGGAGUACGAUGUUCAGAAAGGUCUAAAACUGGUGGCUCAUAUAGGUGAACUGCUAAAGAACGCAACUGUUUAUCUUCCCGAAGAGGCAAAAAGGACAUCGGGAAAUUACCUCCAGAGUUGUGGAAAUGCAACCAACUGCGACAGUCGACGACGUCGCCAACGUCUAUUCAAGCAGUCAAAGUCAGCCGAAUGGCAGUGGCAGGGAGAGAAACAGCAAAAGGGGCGUAACUUCCGUAAUGGGGCAACUACAUCUGAAACAACAUCAACAAUCAAACCAACAAUAAUAAUACCAACAACAGCACUUCCAAAAGCAACUACAUCGUCAUCAUUUACCAUUUCAACUACUUCCGCUAUACCAUUGGCUAGCCGUUUGGUAAAUUCACGCAAAUCGCCAAAUAAUAACCGCAACAGCAACAACACAUCUGCCUCUGCUGUGCUCUAUGCGGAUGUAAUGACAAAUAUACGUAGUUUGUGGCAGGAGCAUGAUUACUUCCAACAGCAAUCAAAAGCCAUUCAACCUGACCAAAUCACAAAUAAUACCAAUUAUCAAUCACUGGACAUGUAUUUGAAGGAGCUUGAUAAGCAGACCAAGGAAUUGCCUACACCAAAUAGCCAUUAG
Molecule: messenger RNA, 1266 nt
Organism: Drosophila willistoni
Lineage: Eukaryota; Metazoa; Arthropoda; Insecta; Diptera; Drosophilidae
Exons: 2
Coding region: 1-1266 (421 amino acids)
Source: RefSeq, a predicted model, not a curated record